AUGUCUUCCGCCGCCUGCAUCUUCUGCAAGAUCAUCAAGGGUGACAUCCCCUCUUUUAAGCUCUUUGAGAGCGACAAGGUCUUUGCAUUCCUUGAUAUUCAGCCUCUGAGCCGUGGCCAUGCGCUCGUGAUCCCCAAGUAUCACGGCGCCAAGUUGACCGAUAUUCCCGACAAUGAUCUUCUUGAGAUUUUGCCCGUCGCCAAGAAGAUCGCUCUCGCCAGCGGCGCCUCCGAUUUCAAUAUUCUCCAGAACAACGGGCGCAUUGCGCACCAGGUCGUCGAUCAUAUUCCCAAGCCAAAUGAGCAAGAGGGUCUUGGUAUUGAGUGGCCUGCCAAGGAGACGGAGAUGGAUAAAUUGAAGGCGUUGUACGAGGAGAUCAAGUCGAAGAUGUAA
This is a messenger RNA of Penicillium diatomitis, 393 nucleotides long. RefSeq names its product HIT family protein. The coding region runs from base 1 to 393 and encodes 130 amino acids. Gene Ontology annotation, biological process: nucleotide metabolic process. The record is from RefSeq and is a predicted model, not a curated record. Gene Ontology annotation, molecular function: catalytic activity. The transcript has 5 exons. NCBI's taxonomy places the organism in Eukaryota, Fungi, Ascomycota, Eurotiomycetes, Eurotiales, Aspergillaceae.